Epinephelus fuscoguttatus (brown-marbled grouper) is the source of this 2236-nucleotide messenger RNA. Its product is annotated as E3 ubiquitin-protein ligase TRIM39-like. The transcript has 12 exons. NCBI's taxonomy places the organism in Eukaryota, Metazoa, Chordata, Actinopteri, Perciformes, Serranidae. The coding region runs from base 120 to 1451 and encodes 443 amino acids. Gene Ontology annotation, molecular function: protein binding. The record is from RefSeq and is a predicted model, not a curated record.
AAGUGAGUUAUUUUGAUCAUUAGAUCACAUUUCACUGUUUUUGAUUGGAUUUGAUUUUUAUUUUUCAUUUUUGGGUUGAAAGUAUUUAUCUAUGCUCCUUUGCUGACUCUGGAUGGAGGAUGGCGACGAAACCACCAACCCCUGCAGAGACCAAGGCUAAAUCCACAAUCCAGACAAAGCAGCAGACUAAAGCCCUGGAGAAAAGCUCUUCAUCCAGCUCGGCACCAUGGAAUAAACCCACCCUCAGUGAAUUGAAGAGUAAUGCCAGCUCAUCAAUACCAUUGGAUAAACCCUCCUUCAGUGAAAUCCAGGGUUUGGAGGAAUCGUCACACACUUUUCCACUUAAGACCGGUCCCUCUACAACAAAGCCUGGUCUAAAGCCAAUGCAGACUCUGACAGAGUGCCUACAGCUUCUUCAGCAACUGGCAGAGGAGGUCAACAACAUCAGCCAGUGUGGCAGUAAGAAGACUGAACCAGAGGAGGGCACCAAAGAGCCAGGCAGCCUGGAGACCAGCAGGACACUGAUCCUCCGAUGGGCCAAGGAGCUGGAACAAAACAUGGUGAAGAAGGAAACCAAGUCGGCAGAUAAGAAGACAAGAAGAAGAGAUGAUCCAGGAAAGAAAGAGGAAACAGAGGUGGAAAAACACAAUGACAGGCUUCAGCAGUGGGCAAAGGAGUUGAAGAAUAUCACAGAGGCUAACGGCGUGUCUGAUGAGGAACUGAAGAAGCUGCUGUAUCCCAGAGGAGCAAAGGAGUCGAGGAUGGCUGCCAUCCUUCCACUGCUGGAGUUUGUGGCUUGGUCUCUAUUAUCAGAGGAUACUGAGGAGGCUGUAUCGAUGCGGUGGCUGCCGACCAAACAAAAGGCCUGGAAGACAGGAACUGGAAGCCCCAAAUACAUACCCAACUCAGUGUGGCAGUGGAUUCAGAGUGCUUCAGUGUCUGUCCGGUUGGACGCCAGCACCAGCCAUCCCUGGCUGUCUGUGUCCUUAGACCGCCUGCAGGUGCGGGAGGCAUCGGCGCGCCCCCCUCCUCUCUCAGACAACAGCCAGCGUUUUACUGAGUGGCCCUGCGUGCUGGGUGACACCAUCAUCACUGCAGGGAGACACUACUGGGAGGUGGAGGUGUGCCCUGAUGGUAGCUGGAGAGUAGGUGUGAUAUCAGAGUCUGCUCCCAGGAAUAAAAAGCCCACCAUGUCACCCAGAAAAGGAUACUGGGUCCUGUGGAAGGGCCCCAGUAUGUGGGCCUGCACAGACGAGCCCACUAGGCUGCAGAGGGCGGCUGUGCCCCGACUGAUCGGGGUGUAUGUGGAUGUUGGGGAGGGUCAGGUGUCUUUUUAUGAUGUUGAUCGGAGGGUUCACAUUUAUACUUUCUCUGAUACUUUCAAGCACAGUCUGAUCCCUAUGUUUGGCUGCCUGGAUGGACGCACGGUCCUUAAAAUCAAACCAGCAUAGAGGCCAGACCAAAAGAGUAGAUCAGACAUGUUGGUUGUAGAGUAAGAAUAUGGAUCACUUCAGUGCUUUAAACUAAUGAGUAACUGAGAUCUAAUGGAUUCAUUUACAUUUCUAAGACAUGUAAAUAUGAAAAAAAAAUACAGUAAAAAUAUUAAAAGAUACUUUAAAAAUGUACAAACAUAACCUCUUAAAAUGAAACAGCUAGGGAGGAAUGUGCAAAAUAUAUAUUAGGACACUUAACUACUCAACUUUUGCGAAAUGACAGGAGACCUGGGGCAGUUAGUGAACAAACAUUAUUAAUAUUUAUCAAUAUAUAUAAUGAAUGAAUUGUCUGUUUUCAACCUUUUGUCAUUUGCUGUCCUCGCUCAUCUUUGACCAGAGGUAAAUCCAGUCGCAGUAGCCCCGCAUAGGUCAGGUAUACGCAGAUUUGAGGACAUUCAGGGCAUCCUCCACUGGCACUUUUUUCAUGAACAAGUUGUAUUUUCAUGUUUUUUUAUGCAUCCUGCCAUCCAAUAUACAUUCAAAGUAGGAAAUUAAUUCCUAGUGUGAAUCAUUUCAUUGUCAUUGUGAAUAAGAAAAUGGUUGGCGGGCCACCCAGCACCCUAUCAGCUGCAUUUCACUCUUCUGGGGUAUGUACAAAGAUUCACAGUAUUUAGAAUAAAAUAAUUAAGGGUAUAUGCAAUGUACAGAGAUUUAAGCCUAAUGAUAUGCAUCUUGUGUAUUUCUUUCUGAUUUGCACUUGCCAAUGUCUGCAGUUUGUUACAUUAAAGCAAUGAUGUCAAAAA